AUGAUCUUCUUGUUAAAUCCCACAUUACCUGGAGGAGACUUGAUUUCACCCAAUCUUCUUUCAGUUUUUCCUCUGCUUUGCCAUCUUUCAGUCACAUUCAAAUUGUCAAAUGUUGUUUAUUUGUCCCGACAUUUAAAAAAAUUUCCAAUUGCUCUCCCAGAUCAUUUCCAUAGUUUUCUCUAUAGCAAGCCACAUGUCAAAGCUGUCCUGGAUUCAUUUCUAUGUCUUUCUACUGUUUUCUUUAAUAUUAUCUCUUCCAUUAAUUAUGUUCUACCAAAUUUAUCAAUCAAGGUGUUGCAUUAA
This is a messenger RNA of Ilex paraguariensis (yerba mate), 303 nucleotides long. The record is from the annotation of a GenBank genome assembly. NCBI's taxonomy places the organism in Eukaryota, Viridiplantae, Streptophyta, Magnoliopsida, Aquifoliales, Aquifoliaceae.